Messenger RNA from Achroia grisella, 1656 nucleotides. RefSeq names its product neuropeptide CCHamide-1 receptor-like (gene NGR-A15). Gene Ontology annotation, cellular component: membrane. Gene Ontology annotation, biological process: G protein-coupled receptor signaling pathway. Bases 211 to 1356 code for a protein of 381 amino acids. NCBI's taxonomy places the organism in Eukaryota, Metazoa, Arthropoda, Insecta, Lepidoptera, Pyralidae. Gene Ontology annotation, molecular function: G protein-coupled peptide receptor activity. The transcript has 9 exons. The record is from RefSeq and is a predicted model, not a curated record.
GCGAAGUUUCGCGCUUUUCCUUCACGUUCAACAAACAUUAUCGAAUAUUAUGUUAAUAAACAUCGAAAGUAAUUUAUGGUGUGUUAAAUUGUGUGUCAAUAAUAGUGUGUAAAAAUGUGCUAUUGUAAAUGGUAAUUAAUUUAAAAAAAGUUUAGUGCUGUGAUUGGUGUUUGAUUUUUAAUAUACGCAGUAUCCGCGUUGAUAUGAAACAUGGAGGAAUACAACGACACCCUGCUGUUAAAUAGUUCAGAAACCUACCAGCCCUACUACCAAAGACCUGAGACAUAUAUUGUUCCACUUAUUUUCGCUCUGAUCUUCGUAAUCGGUGUGGUGGGGAAUGGAACCCUGGUAGCUGUAUUUGUGAGGCAUAAAGCAAUGAGAAACGUGCCCAACACAUACAUCCUGUCACUGGCUCUAGCUGAUUUAUUAGUCAUCAUUACCUGCGUCCCCUUCACAUCGAUUGUGUACACAGUGGAGUCAUGGCCGUGGGGCGACACAGUAUGUCGGGUGUCGGAAGCAGCAAAGGACGUCAGCAUUGGAGUUUCAGUUUUCACGCUGACAGCCCUAUCAGCUGAUCGAUACUUCGCCAUCGUUGAUCCAUUGAGGAAGUUGCACGGGACAGGUGGUAGUAAACGAGCCACCCGUUUGACUGUAGCCACUGCAAUUGGAAUUUGGAUCCUUGCGGCUCUGCUAGCCACGCCGGCGUAUGUUGGCUCCUAUGUUAGGACAUUCGUCGUCAAUCCUACUACACAGUUUCUUGUCUGCUACCCUUAUCCAAACGAAUGGGGUGAAAAUUAUCCUCGAACAAUGGUUCUGAUAAAGUUUCUGGUAUACUACUCGCUGCCGCUGGCUGUCAUUGCACUAUUUUAUGUGCUAAUGGCAAGACAUCUGGUGCUCAGCACUCAGAAUAUGCCGGGAGAGAUGCAAGGGACACAGAGACAGAUGAGAGCAAGAAGGAAGGUUGCCCAGACUGUUCUUGCAUUCGUGUUAGUCUUCGCAGCUUGCUUCCUACCUUCACACGUCUUCAUGAUGUGGUUCUAUUACUGUCCCACUGCCGAGCUGGACUACAACGGUUGGUGGCACGGCCUUCGUAUCGUGGGCUUCUGUCUCUCUUUCUUGAACAGCUGUGUCAAUCCCAUCGCCCUAUAUUGCACCAGCGGUAUAUUUAGAAAGCAUUUCAACAGGUACCUACUAUGUCGGGGCGGCACCACACAUGGACCCAGGGGUUCUAUGUCAUUGUCUACCUCGCGGAGACUGACUUCCAGUAGGAAGACCAACAUCAGCAUGGUGCCGAGGACAACAAGUGUGGGCCGAGACAGCAGCAUCCGUCUCCUUAACAACGGAUCGAAACUCUGAGGAAGGAGCAACGGCCGGACACCGGCCAACAACAACCAAGAACGCUCCCAAGAGAACUACAGCAAAUGUUUCAUAUACAAAACAGAUAAUAUGGCACCCUUCCCCAAAUGCUGUGAACACGAGAACGGCGUCAAACAUAUGGAAACAAAUGUGGAUGCUAAAGACGCUAGCAGCACUGAAAGCUUCUUCUUACAACUCGACAGUUCUUUUCACUCCUAAUAAAUUUUACCACAGAUAAUGUAUAACCGUAUGUGAGUACACCUUUACGUGUGUAAUGUGAUAUUUUAUCCUAAUAUAUGA